This is a messenger RNA of Thelazia callipaeda (thelaziosis nematode), 912 nucleotides long. Lineage: Eukaryota; Metazoa; Nematoda; Chromadorea; Rhabditida; Thelaziidae. The record is from the annotation of a GenBank genome assembly.
AUGCAAAAUUUGAGGAGUGAUGAAUGCUGUAGAGAAAUAUUAUUUACAUUUAAAGUCUAUAGGAAAGCGAAAACACGCCGUGGAAAAAGGUUUCUGGAAGAACGGCAGCCAAAAGUAGUUGAGAACGAGAAAAAGGCGCUUCUAAUCAGAGGUGGAAAAACAAGUAAAACGGUGAGCGAUGCAUUAGCUGAUCUUUACGCUUUGAAAAAACCAACGGCAAUAUGUUAUAAAAGACGUAACCCAAUUCAUCCGUUUGAUAAUGACGUUGAACUAGAGAACUUUACUUUGAAAAAUGAUGCAUCUUUAUUUUUGUUUGGCUCCAAUUCCAAGAAACAUCCUAAUAGCUUGAUUAUGGGACGUAUGUACGACUAUCAUGUACUUGAUAUGGUGGAAUUACAGAUUAAAAGUUUUGUUAAAUCCGCUGACUUUGAUUCGGCUAAGGUAUUUGUUGGGUGUAAACCGUGCAUAGUUUUACAAGGAACUGAAUUCGAAACGAAUGAAGUGUUGAAACGGGUCGGUAACUUAAUGGUUGAUUGGUUUCGUGGUGCUGUAGUUGAAAACAUACGGUUACAGGGACUAGAGCUUGUUAUCUCUUUGACUUAUCUUGAUGGACAAAUUUACCUUCGAGUUUACAGGACAUGUUUGAAAAAGUCAACUGGUAAAACUCCUAGAGUAGAGUUAGUCGAGAUUGGACCACGCAUUGAUUUCUCAAUUCAUCGUAAUAAAUUUGCUAGCGAUAGUCUUUUUCGAGAAGCACUUAAACAGCCGAAGCAGUUACUGGCGAGCCGACGGAAAAAUACAUCUACAGAUGUUUUUGGAAGUCAGCUGGCGCGUGUUCAUGUGGGCAAGCAGAACAUUGAUAGCAUGCAAACCAAAAGAAUGAAAGCAUUACGGGGCGGAGUGUCGAGCUGA